Molecule: messenger RNA, 1786 nt
Organism: Cornus florida
Lineage: Eukaryota; Viridiplantae; Streptophyta; Magnoliopsida; Cornales; Cornaceae
Product: monothiol glutaredoxin-S17
Exons: 3
Coding region: 96-1574 (492 amino acids)
Source: RefSeq, a predicted model, not a curated record
UAAAAAACACAGUAGGCUUCUGUCUCACAAACCAACAAUCUCUUUUUCUCUCUCUCUAUAUAUUCCCUACUCUCGCUGGUGCUGCUCGAGAAGAAAUGGGUGGUUCUGUAAAAGAUUUGCAUUCAAAGGGUGAGCUUGAUAGCCUGAUUGGGAAGGGUUCACCGGUGAUCCUUCACUUCUGGGCAUCUUGGUGCGAUGCUUCCAAACAGAUGGACCAAUUAUUCUCUCACCUCUCCACUGAUUUCCCUCACGCUCACUUCCUCAGGGUAGAAGCUGAAGAACAACCAGAGAUUUCUGAGGCUUAUUCAGUUUCUGCUGUGCCUUAUUUUGUAUUCUUGAAGGAUGGUAAAACUGCCGAUACAUUGGAGGGUGCAGACCCAUCUAGUUUGGCUCACAAAGUUGCUGAAGUUGCUGGACCGAUCAACCCAGGGGAACCAGCAGCUCCUGCCAGCCUAGGUAUGGCUGCUGGACCCACUAUUCUUGAGACGAUCAAGGAGUUUUCCAAGGAAAAUGGCACAUCUCAAGUGGAAAACCAAUUGUCGUUUAACCUUGGCGAUGGACUGCAAAAGCGACUCCAACAGCUUGUUAAUUCUCACCCAGUCAUGCUUUUCAUGAAAGGAAAUCCUGAGGAGCCUAAGUGUGGUUUUAGCCAAAAAGUUGUUGCAAUUAUGAAGGAAGAAAAGGUCAAAUUUGGAAGCUUUGAUAUUCUGACAGACAAUGAAGUUCGCGAGGGGUUGAAGAAGUUUUCCAACUGGCCAACUUUUCCUCAGCUUUACUGCAAGGGAGAACUUCUUGGUGGGUCUGACAUAGCAAUUGCUAUGCAUGAGAGUGGUGAACUAAAAGAAGUUUUCAGAGAUCAUGGUAUUGAAAUAUUUGAUUCUAGUGAGGUGAAAGUGACUGAACCUGGUAGUGGAAAGGGUGGAAUCUCUGAAGCCACUGGCUUGAGUGCAACCCUGACAUCUCGCCUAGAAAGCCUGAUCAACUCAGGCCCAGUUAUGCUGUUUAUGAAGGGAAAACCAGAUGAACCUAAAUGCGGUUUCAGCCGAAAGGUAGUCGAUAUUCUUCAUCAAGAAAAAGUAGAUUUUGAGAGUUUUGACAUUCUUUCUGAUGAAGAAGUCCGUCAAGCGCUCAAAGUUUUCUCAAACUGGUCUAGUUACCCCCAAUUAUAUAUAAAGGGUGAACUUAUUGGUGGAUCAGACAUUGUGUUGGAGAUGCAGAAGAGUGGAGAGCUUACGAAGAUUUUAACUGAGAGAGGGAUCACUCAGGAGAUGAGUCUUGAGGACCGCUUGAAGAAAUUGAUUUCCUCUUCAUCUGUUAUGCUCUUUAUGAAGGGUAUCCCAGAUGCUCCAAGAUGUGGAUUUAGCUCCAAGGUUGUGAAUGCCCUAAGGGAAGAGGGUGUAAAAUUUGGGUCUUUUGAUAUUCUAACGGAUGAGGAAGUGAGGCUGGGGCUAAAGACCUUAUCAAACUGGCCAACCUUUCCACAGCUUUAUUACAAAGGCGAGUUGAUAGGAGGUUGUGAUAUUGUGAUGGAGCUGCGAGACAAUGGUGAGCUGAAAUCAACCCUAUCUGAAUAGUUAUAUUAUCACUUAAAAUGAGACAAACAUCGAUUCUGGUUUUCACUACUGAAGUGUGUUUAGCAACAUUAUUAUUUUGCUUGUUAUAUUCCCCUCAAUGUUUGUUGCCAUUUCCUAGACUUCAGAUAUAAUACAUGGCUUCAAACUCUAAUUGUUUGUUGUGAUACGCCAUUUCCUAAACCUAAGAUAUAAUACAUGGCUUCAAACUCUAA